AUGGAUUCUAAUCCAUUUUUGAAUUUAAAUUUUGUUGAUCUUCACCAAAGUCAACAAGCUAGUGGCAUAGGUUUAGAAUCUUCUCCCAUUCCUUUAUUUGGCACGCAAGCCACAAAAGAUUCAAACUUCGAGCAAGACAGUCCACUGCAGCGUAAAGAACGCAGGUCUUGGUCGCAAACAGAUGAUGAGGUCCUCAUCAGCGCUUGGCUUAACACCAGCAAAGAUGCGGUUGUUGGGACCGAGCAAAAGUCUGGGGCCUUCUGGAAGAGAGUAGCUGACUACUUUGCUGCUAGUCCAAAGCAUGCAGGCCUGGAAAAAAGAGAGCCAUUGAACUGCAAGAAUAGGUGGCACAAGAUCAAUGAUCUUGUGUCCAAGUUCUGCGGAGCUUAUGAAGCCGCAGCAAGACAGAAAACCUCAGGCCAAAAUGAGAAUGAUAUUCUCAAACAAGCUCACCUUAUCUUCUUGAACAACUAUAAAAAAAAUUUCACUCUGGAACAUGCGUGGAAGGAGCUUCGCCAUGACCAGAAGUGGUGUGAUCUAUCUACACAGAGAACCUCAAAAAAGAGAAAAGGAGAGGACGGGGCUCAAUCCUCAACAUCUCGCGCAACUGAGGGGGUGGCUGGUGAAACGGUUGAUCGGCCCCCUGGUGUUAAGGCUGCCAAGCGUAGUGGUAAGAAGCCAAUGGAAGAGGGGAAGGGGCGAGAGGAGUUUGAGCGGGUUUGGUCGUAUAAGCAAGAGGAUUUGUCUAGGAGAGAAAAACUCUCCAAGAUAGGUCUACUUGACCGUCUACUUGCUAGAACAGAGCCACUCCCUGACUAUGAAGAAACGCUAAAGAAGAAACUCAUCAAUGAGUUGUUCUCCAGUUAG
Brassica oleracea var. oleracea is the source of this 867-nucleotide messenger RNA. RefSeq names its product glutathione S-transferase T3-like. The coding region runs from base 1 to 867 and encodes 288 amino acids. The transcript has a single exon. The record is from RefSeq and is a predicted model, not a curated record. Lineage: Eukaryota; Viridiplantae; Streptophyta; Magnoliopsida; Brassicales; Brassicaceae.